CUGACGUCCCGAGCAGUGCUGGGAAGUAUAGGCUGUGUUGUCACGCCGGUGUCAGUCUGAUGAAGAUUGGCAUCAGGUGAAAUCUGGAGCAGGAUUCUGAGACUUCCCAUCCUCCAUGCUGCUCACUGGAAAAGGGGCUGUGAACUGUGCUCUGGCUUUUACUGACAGGAAGCUUUUCCGACCCAGCUGGAAGUGAGAAGAGGGGAGUCUCCUGGGGACCAUCCUAGAAGCUGCCGGGAUCACCCCCACAGUCCUCCAUGUGAAUCAAUCCCAUGAUGCAACAUGCCUCCCCAGCCCCAGCUCUGACGAUGAUGGCCACGCAGAAUGUCCCGCCCCCACCCUACCAGGACAGCCCGCAGAUGACGGCAACUGCCCAGCCACCCUCCAAGGCCCAGGCUGUCCACAUCUCUGCACCCUCAGCUGCUGCCAGCACACCUGUGCCCAGUGCCCCUAUUGACCCCCAGGCCCAGCUGGAGGCUGACAAACGAGCUGUGUACAGGCACCCUCUUUUCCCGCUCCUGACGCUGCUGUUUGAGAAAUGUGAACAGGCCACCCAGGGCUCCGAGUGCAUCACCUCCGCCAGCUUUGACGUGGACAUCGAGAACUUUGUCCACCAGCAGGAGCAGGAGCACAAACCCUUCUUCAGCGAUGACCCAGAACUGGACAAUCUGAUGGUGAAGGCAAUCCAGGUCCUGAGAAUCCACCUGCUGGAGUUGGAGAAAGUCAAUGAACUCUGCAAGGACUUUUGUAACCGUUACAUCACCUGCCUCAAAACCAAGAUGCACAGUGAUAACCUGCUCAGGAAUGACCUCGGGGGACCCUACUCCCCCAACCAGCCCUCCAUAAACCUUCACUCACAGGACCUCCUGCAGAAUUCCCCCAAUUCCAUGUCUGGAGUCUCCAAUAACCCCCAAGGGAUUGUGGUCCCAGCCUCAGCGCUCCAGCAGGGCAACAUCGCCAUGACAACCGUCAACUCACAAGUCGUGUCAGGUGGAGCCUUAUACCAACCGGUUACCAUGGUAACCUCCCAGGGUCAGGUGGUCACCCAAGCAAUCCCCCAGGGAGCCAUCCAGCUCCAGAACACGCAGGUUAACCUUGACCUCACCUCCCUCCUGGACAAUGAGGAUAAGAAGUCCAAGAACAAACGAGGAGUCUUGCCCAAGCACGCCACCAAUAUAAUGCGUUCUUGGCUCUUCCAGCAUCUCAUGCACCCCUACCCCACAGAGGAUGAGAAGAGACAGAUCGCAGCCCAGACAAACCUCACCCUUCUGCAAGUAAACAACUGGUUCAUCAAUGCCCGAAGGCGCAUCCUGCAGCCCAUGCUUGAUGCCAGCAACCCAGACCCUGCCCCCAAAGCCAAGAAGAUCAAGUCUCAGCACCGGCCCACCCAAAGAUUCUGGCCCAACUCCAUUGCUGCGGGCGUGCUGCAGCAGCAGGGUGGGGCCCCGGGGACGAACCCUGACGGUUCUAUCAACCUGGACAACCUGCAGUCCCUAUCCUCAGACAAUGCCACCAUGGCCAUGCAGCAGGCCAUGAUGGCUGCACAUGAUGACUCAUUGGAUGGGACAGAGGAAGAGGACGAGGAUGAGAUGGAAGAGGAGGAAGAGGAGGAGGAGUUGGAGGAGGAGGCCGACGAGCUGCAGACGACAAACGUCAGCGACCUGGGCUUGGAACACAGUGACUCCCUGGAGUAGCCGGGCAGCCCGGAUAGCACUGGUCGCUGAGCAGGACAGGAGUGCC
Molecule: messenger RNA, 1740 nt
Organism: Lepus europaeus (European hare)
Lineage: Eukaryota; Metazoa; Chordata; Mammalia; Lagomorpha; Leporidae
Gene: PKNOX2
Product: PBX/knotted 1 homeobox 2
Exons: 13
Coding region: 273-1694 (473 amino acids)
Biological process (GO): regulation of transcription by RNA polymerase II
Molecular function (GO): RNA polymerase II cis-regulatory region sequence-specific DNA binding; DNA-binding transcription factor activity, RNA polymerase II-specific
Source: RefSeq, a predicted model, not a curated record